AUGACAGCUAUCAGGGCCACUAUCCAUAACCAUGCCUUGUGGUCGAUUUUGGAGUGGCGUGCCACCAGCAGAAGGGAGGAGUUUAAAUUUUGGGCCGGUGCCGUGAGGUCGGACGGUCGGAUAUCCGAGGUGUCCUCCGGCCGCCGAUCUUCAACCCAUGCGGCAUUUCUAGCGCUUCAUGGUGCACAAUGCUAUGAUGAAGCAAUCCAGGCCUUCCAAAUCAUGAUGACCAAAUUGGAUGAUGCCACUGACGUUCCGACUCAAAAGCUGCGCCAGCAGUAUCUUAGUCCAUCCGAAGUAGCACAUGACAUUCGACAGGUUAUUGAUACACAACUGGAAAACGCACCAUUUCGUACACUCGGUACUAUCACCGAGCUCUUAUGUGAUUGA
Messenger RNA from Suillus plorans, 390 nucleotides. RefSeq lists its product as uncharacterized. The record is from RefSeq and is a predicted model, not a curated record. The coding region runs from base 1 to 390 and encodes 129 amino acids. The transcript has 4 exons. Lineage: Eukaryota; Fungi; Basidiomycota; Agaricomycetes; Boletales; Suillaceae.